Messenger RNA from Dendrobium catenatum, 1077 nucleotides. RefSeq names its product outer envelope pore protein 21B, chloroplastic. Gene Ontology annotation, biological process: regulation of monoatomic anion transport. Gene Ontology annotation, molecular function: voltage-gated monoatomic anion channel activity. The transcript has 6 exons. Lineage: Eukaryota; Viridiplantae; Streptophyta; Magnoliopsida; Asparagales; Orchidaceae. The record is from RefSeq and is a predicted model, not a curated record. The coding region runs from base 389 to 919 and encodes 176 amino acids.
GGCUUAAAUCCCAUCCCUACACGCCAAUCUCGGAGAACCAUAUCUGACCGUCGCUCCACCCGCCUCCGACUUCUGCGGCAUCUUCUUCCCUCUCUUCUCCGUCUGGCCGCCUUCCAUUUUAUCUUCUUCCCACCUCUUUUUCAUCUCUCUCCACCACCACUCAGCAUUCUUCUCCCCUUUGCUACCGGCAAGCUCACAGAAGUGUUUAAUGAAAUAAGGAAAGCUAAGAGGAGGAUUGACAGAGUAGAGGAGUGAUCUGUUUGUCUUGAUCGGUGGAGAUUCCUUGCCGUCCUCAUCCGGAUCAACGCAGAACUGUCUUCUUCAUUGAUUCUCUGUGCUCUUUGAACCUGCUGGUUCGACAGUAAGUAUCCAAGUUAAGUGAGGAGGAAUGGUUGGGGGGAGCAUCGGGACAGGGAUGGAAACGUCCUUGAGGUACAGUGGUCAGUCUAAAACACUAAGAAUCCAUGCAAAGGAGAAGCUUCCUCUGGACUCCAAAACCGUUAUCCAGGCACACGGAGAAAUAGAAACUGGUGUUGGGCACCCAAGUUUUCUUGCUUUGUCCAUCCGACGCUUCUAUCCUGAGCUCUUAGCAAGCAUUCGUGUAGGCUUUGAGUUCAACAACAAAGAUAAGUUUGGCUAUAAUAUUCGAGGAAAGAAGGCUCUAGCACUAACAUCUAAUGGUAUGCUAGGCAUCAAUGUGAAGGGCAGGUGUGACACUGACAAAGAUUUUAAGCAGAGGAACGUUAAAGGUGCUGUUGAGUUGGUAUGGAGUAUACUUGAUUUCCAGAAGGACCAAGAUGUGAGGGUCAAAGUAGGCUAUGACUUACUUGAAAAGGUGCCGUACUUCCAAAUCAGAGAGAAUAAUUGGACCCUAAAUGCUGAUAUUAAUUGUAAAUGGAACGUAAGAUUUGAUCUGUGAUUUUGAAGAAAAAGGAACCUCUCUCUUUCAUUGCUUCUUAGAAAAGGUACAAUUUAUUUGAAUCUGUCAGUUUUCUUUCUUGUAAUCUAUAUUCAUUCAUCGAACCUGCAAUGUCUCUUUAAUUUGAAGCACAAACCAUCUAAUUAUCUUUUCAUCUA